AUGGAUGAUCUGUACAGUUAUGUGCUUGCUACGCUCUCUCCUGUAACGGAAACGAGACGUGGCGCGGAGGCGGUGCUAGAGUCGGCGUCUAGCAAACCGGGCUUCCUGGCACAGCUCCUGCAACUGAUCGCUUCUGCGGAGGCCGAUCCAGUUGCCGCGACACAAGCGGGCUCAGCAGUGGCUGUACGCCAGGCAGCUGCGAUAUACUUUAAAAAUGUGGUGAAGAGACGCUGGGAGGACGAGUCUCCGACUGAUCGGGCAGCGCUACGCGCUAUGAUACUGCCGCUCACAACAGUGCGUCAAGCGGCAGUGCGUCGUCAGCUGAUCGAAGCAGUGGCUGUCAUCGCGGCGCAAGACUUUCCGCACAACUGGCCAGAGCUAUUGCCGUUCGUUAGCGGCGGCCUGGAGCGCUGUGUGGAACAGCCUUUCGAACACUGGGAUAGCGCUCUUCUGCUUGGUUCACUCGAGACGCUGGAGGCGCUGGUUGAGCGGUAUCGACACGAGACACGCAGCGAUCCGCUUUUCCAGGAAAUUCUGCUCGUUCUGCAGGCAACGCAGUCGCUCCUGCUACGUCUUUUCCAGCGCUUGUGUAUGUUUUGGCGCAGCGGCUCGAAUCCAUUGGAGACCGCAACGGCGACGCUGGUGCUCUCCGCGAUGCAGCACAUUACCGAGAUAUUCUAUUCAUUGAACUACCAGGAUUUGCCGGAAUUUUUCGAAGAUCACAUGGCGGAAUGGAUGAGUGAAUUCGGGUGGAUUCUUCAGGCCGAUCAGGCACUGAGCGACGCACCUACGACCGCAGGAUUGUCAGCGCCGGCAGCGUCAAGCGCUGCUGGUGCCGCCUACAACCUCGACAGCGACGACGAGGCGGAGCCAGCACCGCUGGACACGCUCCAGGCCCGCAUCAUCGAAUGUCUGAUUCUUUAUGCUGAAAAGUAUGAAGAAGAGUUUCGCUCUUUGUUGCCCAACUUUCUCACGACGAUCUGUGUCUUGCUGGUUCAUCGCGGUUUGCGCAGUCGCUACGACAGCGUUGUGAUUGCGGGCAUUCGGUUCUUGACAACGAUCGCGCGGGGCGUGGAUCAUCUGCUGCUGCUGCAUACGUUGAUUGAGGCUUCAGAGAGUGCCAGUGGAACGAGUUUACUCCACUAUGUUUGUGAACGCGUCGUAGCACCGAACAUGCAGCUUCGACAGGCUGAUCUCGAUCUCUUCUCAGAGAUGCCGCGAGACUUUAUCCGCCUAGAGCUCGACGGAAGUGACGUGUCCAAUCGGCGACGGGCGGCCGGUGAGCUUCUGCGGGCCCUGCUCGAGCGUUUCGAGGAGCGCAUCGUACACGUGUUCUCGGGGUACGUGCGCAGCAUGCUGGAGGCAUGUGAAUCGGACCCCAGGCACAACUGGCGACAAAAGGUGAAUGCCAUAUUGAUUGUAGCGGCUUUGAGCUGGCGAGCAGGCACCCGUACAUCCGGUGCGGUCAACACCAGCGAAUUCAUCGAUGUGGCAAGCUUCACCAAGACACAUAUACUUCCCGAGAUCACCCAGGUUGUAUCACAGACGAAGCGCCAACGUUCGCCACCGCUCCUCACUGCAGAGGCGUUGAAGUUCCUGCUCAUGUUUCGUACGCGACUGACGGCUGCGGAUUUGAAGGGUCUGGAGCCCUACCUCGUCCGCCUCUUGGAUGACGCGGAUCCGGUCGUGCACAGCUAUGCGGCCCGUUUCCUGGAACGAGUGCUAGCCAGCGCUCAUCAGGAGCCGCAAAUGCAGCAGCUGAAGAUGGACAGCAGCCAGAUCAAGCCCUGUAUCGAGGCGAUUGCUCGACAGAUGGUUCGGGACCCCGAAAAUGAAUACCUCAUGAAACUGUUGCUUCAGCUGGCGGCUUUUGUACCCGUCAAAGAGGGUCCGGCAGUUGCGCAGUUGCUGGUCAUGGAUCUAGAACAGCAUCUCGGGGGCUACGCGAAUGCGCUGUACGCCCACAACCUCUUCGAGACUCUGGUGCUGCUGCUGCGUCAUGCAGGCGUGUCGGCGAUAGAAUCGCUGCUCUUUCCAGUCUUCGAAAGGAUCCUUCAGCAGGACAUCGUCGAGUUAGCGCCGUACGUAUUCCAGACGCUGGGUCAAAUGGUUCUCUGGCGCGACGAAGGUCUGACGCCCGCCUACCAGCGAUUGGUGCCGCCGCUCCUGGCGCCGCCUCUCUGGGAUCGACACAGCUACAUCCCCAGCAUGGUGUCGUUGUUGGUUUGUUUCCUACGCACCAGCCCUGAUCUGCUCUGCGAUGCAGAGCACCUGCCUCGCGUGCUUGGCGUCUUCCAAAGGCUGGUUGCUUUCCGCGCUCACGACCAUGAUGGUCUGCGGCUGCUGAGUGCGAUCGUUGAUGCCUGUGCUUCCGGUGACCGUCUCGAUGCUUAUCUUGGUGCCAUCUUGCAAGUGCUCUUCCUUCGGUUGCAGAACGCUCGCACACCCAAGUUCGUGCGCCACCUGCUCCCAUUCAUGGCCAGAUUUAUCGUCCGGCUUGGUGCUGCGAAGAUUUUACGCGCCGCAGAUGCCCUGCAGCCAGCGCUGCUUGAACAUUUCCUCGAGCAGGUCUGGGUUCCGGAACUCGCCGCCCCAGAGCGGAGCCCAGUGCUCUGUGAUCCGCUCAUGGGGAAGACAAUAUGCUGCGCGAUGAUUAUGACGGCGGACGCUCGCCCUGCGCUUUGGGUCAAGUUACUGGACACCAUCCUGGCCUGCUGCCUCGUCGUGGAGGCGCAACUUGGACCGGCAUCAGCGCCGCCGAAUAGCCGGGUGCAGGCGCGUCACGCAGAGCGCAAUCUUCACCCAGACGACGCAGCAGAUGUCGAGGAACAGUUCAUCCUUGAUUACUCCGUUGAGCACGCCGAGCUGCGCUGUGCCCAGAUUCCGCCUCUGGAUCCGUGUCCGGAGGUUACGCAUCCCCUGCGCUUGGCGUUCCGAAGCCUGCACCAGCACUGCGGAUCAUCUAUCGAUACCGUCAAGUUUGUAACCACGCACUGUCGACCAGAGUGUGCGCGACUCGCCCUAGAACAAAUGCCAAGCGAUGCAGUUUAG
Messenger RNA from Cyanidioschyzon merolae strain 10D, 3051 nucleotides. Its product is annotated as probable chromosome segregation protein CSE1. Gene Ontology annotation, molecular function: small GTPase binding; nuclear export signal receptor activity. The record is from RefSeq and is a predicted model, not a curated record. NCBI's taxonomy places the organism in Eukaryota, Rhodophyta, Bangiophyceae, Cyanidiales, Cyanidiaceae. Gene Ontology annotation, biological process: protein export from nucleus; protein import into nucleus. The coding region runs from base 1 to 3051 and encodes 1016 amino acids. Gene Ontology annotation, cellular component: cytosol; nuclear envelope. The transcript has a single exon.